This is a messenger RNA of Drosophila subpulchrella, 1185 nucleotides long. RefSeq lists its product as uncharacterized. The record is from RefSeq and is a predicted model, not a curated record. NCBI's taxonomy places the organism in Eukaryota, Metazoa, Arthropoda, Insecta, Diptera, Drosophilidae. The transcript is spliced from 3 exons. The coding region runs from base 7 to 1185 and encodes 392 amino acids.
CCAAAAAUGUUUAACAAUUUCGGACAAAUUAUUAACCGUGUAUGCCGCUGUGACCCAGGUGACGAUAGCCACGAUCAGAUGACGGGCAGGCAAUGGAUCUCCAACCACGAAGUUUUGGUGUCCCGGAUGUGCACUGGAAACGAGGAUGCGCAAUUGAGGUUAAAAACGUUCAACAAUUUCGGCUGGUUUAUCUGGCAUAAAUGCAACUGCAAUUCCGAGCUUUUGACAAUACACGAACUAAAUAACUAUGGAACUAUAGUGAACUGUAAGUCAACGUGCAGGCAAAAAGUUCCCGUACAAAUCUCCCCGCAGAGUUUGCAUUAUGCUGGGAGUCCGGGCCAUCAGGCCACUCUGGCUACUACGCCAAAUUCGCUGACUCAUCAGCAGUUGAAUGGGUCCCAUGAAGUCGUUAGCCCAAGGCCACCACGAAACUCAUCGAUUGCCAUCUCAAAUCUGCAGCCGCAAGCCCAAGAAAUCUCCUUGCCUAGACCUGUGGAAAUAUCUCCAAUAGGUCAACCAAACACUAUGACCACCCGAAGACUAUGUGGAUCUUGUAGAAUUUUGGAAAAUCUUCCGAAACUAUCGGACAAUCAUUCUUUCCAAAAUCAACAACCGCAGAUAAAUUCUGUGAUGAACAAGGAAAAUCAUGAGCAGCCCAGUAGCAAUCCAAUCUUCCUAAAGAGAAAGGCGGAGUCUUUCGCAUCUCAAGAAAAUCCAGCCACACGUCAGAAAGUGGAGUCAAUCAUGAAGUCACCGGAAAAUCGAUCAACGAUGGAGAGCCCAAAACCAACGAAAUUUCAAAAUUUUAAAACCAAUAGUUCGAAUGUGCAGAUUCGAAUUAUUCCACAGUCAACGACCCAGCAGCAGAUGAAAUCGCGAAACAUUGCUACCAAUAGCCACUUCUUAAAAAUACUCCCGAAGCCUUCAAUGGCAUCUUCAGUUUCCCAGAAUAAUAGUCAAUACUUGGGGUCUUGGAUUAAGGUUAAAAAUCCUCACUUACCGGAAGCAACAACUGUUGCCAAAUCUGGAAAGACAAAGCUUUCGUUCCUCCAAGAGGAUUCCUACCAAAAAGAUAUGCAUAAACGACAUCACCACUACUACAGAAGAAGACUUCUAAAACGUUGGAUUCUCAGGAAAUUCCACCAAAACAUCCUACGGUUGCUAGCUCAGACAAACAACAAUUAG